AUGGGUCGAGCUGACUUCAAGAUGGCUUCCUUCUUCAUCCUGCUUGUGCGGUUGAGCUGCGUCCAUGCACCAAGUCCUUCCUUGCUCCUCACGUCCCAAUGCUCCAAAGUGCUCCAAAAGACCUAUUCAAGGAUCAAACAUGCACAUGUCUUUUGGAGCAUUCUGGAGCAUAUGGGACAUGAGGAGCAUGGAGGGACUUGGCACAUGGAAGCAGCUCAACUGGAUACGCAAAGGAAGAAGGGAGAAGCCAUCUUGAAGACCAGCUCGACCGUCUACUCGACCAACCGGUCGAGUUCCUCAACUCGACCGGCCAAGCUUCAACUCGAUCGAGCUGAGAAGUCAAAGUCAAACCCGAAAAAUGUUGCUUCCCCCUUGACUUUCCUUUGA
This is a messenger RNA of Microthlaspi erraticum, 387 nucleotides long. NCBI's taxonomy places the organism in Eukaryota, Viridiplantae, Streptophyta, Magnoliopsida, Brassicales, Brassicaceae. The record is from the annotation of a GenBank genome assembly.